UGAAACGCUACAAUGUUAAAAUGUCAACGUCUCUAAAACCACCGAAGAAGAACAGCACCCAGCUUGUAGUUCCAAGUAGGAAACAUUUCGGGCACUGAGGGGUAAACAAGGUCUGUGUGAAGUUAACGGGAGUCUCUGAUGGUGGCAGGAAACUGGAAAACUAUCAGGAUUGGAGACAGUGCACGGAAGUAGCCUAGUUUUUCCACUAAAGACAAAUGGUUUUGAGUCAUGGAUCAAGCUAUUGUGGACAGUCCUGUCACCCUUGUCAUCAGGGCUCCCAAUCAGAAGUACAAUGACCAGACAAUCAACUGUUUCCAGAACUGGACUGUGGAGAAACUGAAAGCCCACCUGUCUGAUGUUUACCCAAGUAAACCAAGCUCCAAAGACCAGAGGCUGGUGUAUUCUGGAAAGCUGCUUUUGGAUCACUUUACCUUAAAAGAUGUGCUCAGGAAGCAGGAUGAGUACCAUAUGCUCCAUCUGGUGUGCGCCUCCAGAACCCCUCCCAGCUCCCCAAAGCCCCCCCGCAGUGGCAGUAACAAGCCUCAGGAGAGCGCUGCCGGUCCCACGGCCCUUCAGAGCUCCAGCAGCCCUGUACAGGAUGGCCAGACGUCUACGGCAGAGAGCAGUGAUGGGCUCCGACAGCGAGCCGGACCCUUCCCCUACCCACACAUGUAUCCACAGUUUAUGCACAGCUGGAAUCAGUUCUCCUCACAGCCGAACCUUCCCACAAACACGCCUGCGUAUUACAACCCCAUGACCCUCAUGUGGUGGCAGCAGCUGUACGCCAGACAGUACUACAUGCAUCAUCACUUACUGGCCGCCUCCUCACAGAACCUCAGGCCCGACCAGCCUUCCGCUCAGCCCAACCAGUCGGAUCCCCUGAGCCAGCGGCCUCAAGGGGGUCGCCAUGGCAACCCAGAAGUCCAGAUGAACGCCCAGGGAGGGGAGAUCCUGAACGAGGAGGAGCUGAACCGGGACUGGCUGGACUGGGUGUACACGUUCUCACGAGCUGCCAUCUUACUCAGUAUAGUCUACUUCUACUCGUCCUUCAGCCGCUUCGUCAUGGUGAUGAUGGCCAUGCUGGUGCUGUACCUGCACCAGGCCGGCUGGUUUCCCUUUAAUCUGGAAAACGAGCUCCAGCUUCCUGGAGACAGAGCCAAUCAGGACGACAUGGAGGGAGAGUUACAAAACCACGACCUACAGGAAAUGGAAGGAGCGACGGACGACGGCUCUGAUGACGAGAGUGGAGAGGAGGGAGCAGAAGAUCCCAACAGCGCCCCUCACACCGGCUUCCUGUCCUCCACCUGGUCCUUCAUCAUCACCUUCUUCAUGUCGCUGAUCCCAGAGGGGCCACCCAACGCUGCUAACUGAAGCCCCACACCGGAGCUCGUUGUUCCUUUAAGAGGAGGGUGGAAAUCCUGCCUGCUUUAGGGAAACUGUUUCUGUUGCAACGCAGUGUUCUAGUUUCCCAGUAGUCUAGUCCGUAUGUAAAACUCUGAGCCAAAACACGAGUGACCGAUUUAACCUAAAAAGAGAAAAGCACGGUCAUUUCACAUGGAGUUUUUGUUUCUUCUCGUUGUCGUCGUUUGUCUGCACCGAGACAAGAAUUUCAAGCAUUUCUAGUGACGCCUUGUAAACAUAGACAGCAGGCAGAUUUAUAACGAAAACUCAUUUCAGCACUUUUGUUUUUUUCUUUGUAAGAAGCUGCAAUAUUUGUUCAAAAUAGUUUUGCUUGAAUUGCUUUGUGGUCAUAUUCAAAUAAGACAUUUUAGAAAAGGGCCACUUUAAGUCCAGAAGCUGAAUUUCAGAGUUUAAUCAUGAAUCUUAUAGCAUUUAAAAAUGAGUUACACCAGUGAUUCUUGGCCUCGGCUUGUCUGAACACAUUCAGUGGCUGCUGAGGUGUUAUUUUUAUUUUUAUUCCUUUUUUUUAAAUUUUAAACUGUACCACUAAUUCCUUCUGAUGAAUUGAUCUGUCACCUUUAAUGGAGCGUUAUCAUUACUGGGAGUUAAGUUGUGGCAUUGAGUGAACAAUUACAAAAUCUAAAAAAUGACGAAGCACUUCCACAUUGCAGAGUUCAAGUAGGACUAAUAAUCCACCUCCUGAGUUUAUGAAAAUGAUGCCUGCUGUUACAUUGAACAUGUUGUGUACCAAUAAUAAUAUUCAUGUUUAUUAAAAGUACAUUCAUUGUAAUGAAGUGA
Molecule: messenger RNA, 2199 nt
Organism: Acanthochromis polyacanthus (spiny chromis)
Lineage: Eukaryota; Metazoa; Chordata; Actinopteri; Pomacentridae
Product: homocysteine-responsive endoplasmic reticulum-resident ubiquitin-like domain member 2 protein
Exons: 9
Coding region: 229-1371 (380 amino acids)
Biological process (GO): endoplasmic reticulum unfolded protein response
Molecular function (GO): protein binding
Source: RefSeq, a predicted model, not a curated record